AUGUUAGCUCUCGUGUCGACGGCAAUUCACGCCGCGAUCGAUGAAUGGAGCUCGGGUACAGUUAUGCAGCUCGACUUCAGCGGGAACCGAUUUGCCGCGGUCUAUACUGCUCACAAGGACACCCUCAAGCACAUACAGAAGACCUCGCCGAAGUUCUACCAUGAAACAAUGGCGUAUCUCUUCAAGACAGCACGGGGUGCUACGUACGAUCGUGCUGGGGGGGAUGUCGUGAAUUCGGCCAUCACUCUGAUGGAUCUCUCCGGGCUGGACUGA
Molecule: messenger RNA, 273 nt
Organism: Gloeophyllum trabeum ATCC 11539
Lineage: Eukaryota; Fungi; Basidiomycota; Agaricomycetes; Gloeophyllales; Gloeophyllaceae
Exons: 3
Coding region: 1-273 (90 amino acids)
Source: RefSeq, a predicted model, not a curated record